AGCGAUUUUCAAAAAAAUUGCCAGUUGAAGGAGGAAGUGUUGAAAAGAGCAGUUAAAAAAAUGAUCAUCGUUGAAAAGUCGCUCUUAUGGUGCACUUUAAAAUAUGAGCUGUAAUAGGAACUGUGUCAACAAGAAGUUGUGUUCAGACUCUAAUUCAGUCGAUCAAAGGUUACACCUUGACAAUGGACUUUUUUUAAAUGAACUGCCACAGGAAAGUGUAAAUGAUCUAAAUGUAAACACAUCUGUUCUUCUGAUUGAACCAUUUUAUGGUGGGUCGCAUAAACAGCUGGUCGAUUUACUCACAAAGGAAAUUCCAGGCUGCGUGUUGCAUUGUUUACCUGCAAAGAAAUGGCACUGGAGAAUGCGAACAGCCGCUCUGUGGUUCUCUCAAAAUAUUCCCCACUGCAUGAAAUACAAGUAAGUUCUGCAUCUUUGUCUGCGGAAAAGGAAAAAAAGCAUUUUUUCCUACAACUGAGGUCAAAAGUGUUGGGACACCCUUUCCUCCCCAAACAGUGUUGAAUUUUGAGAAAAAUGGGAGGAAACGAGUCCUUAAUAGCCCACAUUCGAUAUAUAACAAUCCUAACAUGACUCCAAGACUUUAGGGUCAAAAUUGCAAUUUUUCACCACUCCAUUGUCUUGCAAUUCUCUUUAGAGACUUGAGUACACAGAAAACCAAACCAAAUAUAGAAAAAUGCCCAGAAAGCCUCGGAGUCAUGUUAGAAUUUUAAUGCAUCGAACGUGGGCUAUUGGCCACAACAGUGCUGGGUUUAAGUUGGGGGACGAAAGGAUGAACCCAGAGUUGAUCAAAAAAUUGUCAUUAGGAGCAGAGUCCUGUGUAACAAUUAUUUGGAAGCCUAGGGUUUUUUCACACACUCCCAAGUUCAAGUUUGACCUUCAUUGUCGCUUUUGAUGUAUCUGCACAGUUAACCUUGCAAUACAUAAUUAUGUGGGUUGUGCCUACCCAGAUUCAUGUGGAUAAGGUCUAAGAAAGCAAUAGAUAAUACAUUGUAAUACUAUUGAAACAAUUUAACAAAAAUAUGUUUCAUGUCUUAUUGAUUACCAGUACAUUUUUUAAUGAUACACAGGUAACCUUACACUUUCCUAAACAGGUUUCUCACUCUGGAUGCAUGUAUAAAGUGAUAUUACCAAUAAAUUAGUUAGUAUUGGUAAAUAAUAUCUUUUUAUAUAAAUUUACAAGCUGGUGUUUUCAGGGUGAUGUUUGCAAGCUCAGUGCUGAAUUUAGCUGAAUUAGUUUCUCUGAGACCUGACUUUGCCCAACUGAAGAAGGUCCUUUACUUCCAUGAAAAUCAGCUUAUUUAUCCAGUGAGAAAACAACAAGACAGAGAUUUUCAGUAUGGCUACAAUCAAAUUUUAUCAUGGUAAGGUCAAAGACCAGCUUGGUUAUUUUACGCAGUAUCGUCAUUGUCAUUGUCAUUGCCAUCAUCAUCAUCAUCAUCAUCAUCAUCAUUAUGAUAAUGAUAAUAAUAAUAAUUAUUAUUAUUUUAGAUCAAUAAUUCGUUGUCUCUUGACAUCUUUUGUUGCUCAAAAGCUAUCAGGGUUGAGAAAGAAUCUAAGACAAAUUUGUCUUCUAAAAACUUAAGGUAAACUAAAAUCCUAUCUAGCUGGAAGAAUACUGGUAAGCUGUUAAUUUUCAAGCAUGACUUUGGAGUUGAACACAGGACCACCAGGGAACAUAAAAAUCCAGCUUGAAGUCAGAGCAAGACUUGAGAUUGCAAGUCCUGUGCUGUGACCACUUGGGCAAACUGCCUCCCUCCAGAAUUAAUCUUUUUUUGUGUUUUCCUUUUGUUAUGAUUACUAUUUUUUGCACUGCUUUUGAACUGUAUCCCUCCUGGAAGUUUGAAAGUACCUUAAAACAAAACAAUUACAGACAGCCUAAUACUGAAAAUAGCCUGUGUAGCAGGUGCUUGGAAAUGAUGGGUGUGGUAGAAAACGGGGCAAGUGCACAUGUCCGCCUCGCACACACCAUUGUUCUUGCGCCUAUAUUACUUGCAAGUGCCUGUUAACUCAAGGUUUUUGGAAAACAAAAUCUUAUUGCAUCCAUAAAAUAAACAAUCGUAUUAGAUGUUAUAAAUUAUUAAAAAAAGGUUGUAACACUGUGCUGAACAUUAGCAUGUUUGAGUUAUCAAGUUUGACAUAAUGACACUNAUCAUCAUCAUCAUCAUUAUGAUAAUGAUAAUAAUAAUAAUUAUUAUUAUUUUAGAUCAAUAAUUCGUUGUCUCUUGACAUCUUUUGUUGCUCAAAAGCUAUCAGGGUUGAGAAAGAAUCUAAGACAAAUUUGUCUUCUAAAAACUUAAGGUAAACUAAAAUCCUAUCUAGCUGGAAGAAUACUGGUAAGCUGUUAAUUUUCAAGCAUGACUUUGGAGUUGAACACAGGACCACCAGGGAACAUAAAAAUCCAGCUUGAAGUCAGAGCAAGACUUGAGAUUGCAAGUCCUGUGCUGUGACCACUUGGGCAAACUGCCUCCCUCCAGAAUUAAUCUUUUUUUGUGUUUUCCUUUUGUUAUGAUUACUAUUUUUUGCACUGCUUUUGAACUGUAUCCCUCCUGGAAGUUUGAAAGUACCUUAAAACAAAACAAUUACAGACAGCCUAAUACUGAAAAUAGCCUGUGUAGCAGGUGCUUGGAAAUGAUGGGUGUGGUAGAAAACGGGGCAAGUGCACAUGUCCGCCUCGCACACACCAUUGUUCUUGCGCCUAUAUUACUUGCAAGUGCCUGUUAACUCAAGGUUUUUGGAAAACAAAAUCUUAUUGCAUCCAUAAAAUAAACAAUCGUAUUAGAUGUUAUAAAUUAUUAAAAAAAGGUUGUAACACUGUGCUGAACAUUAGCAUGUUUGAGUUAUCAAGUUUGACAUAAUGACACUCCAAUGAAUUUCACAGUUGAUUGCAUAAUUUGUUUGUCUGGCAGUCUGGUAGCUGAUGUUGUUGUGUUCAACUCCUCCUUCAACAUGGAAUCAUUUCUAUCAUCAAUCAGCAGCUUUCUGAAAUUAAUGCCUGAUUUUCGACCUAAGGGACUAGAUCAGCUUAUCAGACCAAAAUGCAAGGUUCUUUACUUUCCUCUGAUGGGAAGAGAACAGAUGGGAGAGAGUUCAAGUGCAGAGCAGGAGAUUGUACAUGAAGUUCCAGCUGGAGAGAUUUAUGAGGAAAAUUUGUUAGUUGAUACAAAUGGUGAAAGGGUAACAAGAAAGAGUUUGCAGUAAACACUGUAAUUCAUCUCAAUAGCUAUUUAUGAUACUAUUAUUUAAGAUAAGCUACGUGUAGUUUUCUCCCUAAAGCCCCUUGCAAACUGACGUAAGAUUGUUGUGUCCAUUUGCACAUAGCUAAAAGUUUGACCAGUUUCAAAGUAUUGUGCAACAGCUCACAAAAACACAAAGCAACAUGCAACAGGGCGUGCAAACAGAUGCAACAUGUAACAUCCAACAAUGUUGCGUCCGUUUGCAUGUAGCAUUAGGUUACGACAACAACAACAACUAUAACAACAAAACUUUAUUGAGAAGAAAAUAAUAUAACAAAAGAACUGCAUUAGCAGCUAGCAUGGCUAUUCGAGGCAGGACAGUGCAUACAAAAAAUAAUAAAAUCUCAACAUGUUUAAGGAUUAACAAGGCAUAAAAGAAAGAAUUAAACUAUUAAGUAAUAACAAAAUGUAAGAGUAGAAACAAGUAGACAAAAAAAGUGAAGGCACAUGUGCAAGAACAUGAAGCCUGGAGCUCGAGAACCCUUAACACUGGUGACAAGCAGCAUAACACAUCUUGUUAUGCCAUAAGUUUUGUUCUUUUUUUUGUACCAAAGAUAGUGAAAGUCAACAGGAAUUCACCUCACCCAGAAACAGAGUCAGAUAUGUCAAGACCCUUGCAUAUAGUUUGGGCUCACCGAUGGUAUGUGCUUCCAUUAUGAUUUCUGUAUUUGUUUUUGUGCGACUGGCCAUUUUGAGGGUGUGCAUGCAGACUAGCUAUAGAACAAUAAUUAAAAAACAACACCAACCUGGGAGUGUUUUCUGGGGUAAACUUUUGACCCAGUUUCCUGUUCAACUUUGUAGUAGCUGGUAAAAGAAGUGAAGGCUUCCCUCCAAAACAUUGCCAUUAAUGUACAAAUUGACACAACACUGACCCAAUCUCAGAUGCAACCUCAUCUCACUUGGCCGUUUCAUAAUCAAUAAUUAAUGGCUUGUUGAACUAAAUAGAGCCUGUUUUUAUUUGCAUUCAGCAAGGUUCAAGAAUGUUCAUUUUGGCACUUGUAUUUGCAUUAUUUUAAUAUAACUUUGUAUAAACCUAAGUACAGGCAUCAAUAAUAUUCUUCUACAUAUACAGACACUGUACAUGUAUUUCAGACAUUCAUUUUGUUCUAGGAGAUACCAAAAUCCAUACAAUCCCUAUCUCAGUAACAAAGAUAGCUCUGAACAGCCAUAUGCCAGACAUCAGUGUUUAGGAACAUCAUGCCUUUGGAGUCCAUGUACAUGAAGGUGGUGUGACUUUACAAGGACACCUACAAAAAGCCACUACUCAGGGUGUUCAUUAGGCAUACUACAGAGAAUUCACUGGCUAACGUUCAGUAGCCUAUGAAGCAAGCAUCAGACUUAAGUAUAAGGAGCCAGCAUUGCCGAGCAGUUAGAGCACUGGACUUUCAAUCCACAGGCCCUGAUCUUGAGCCCCACCCUAACUGCUGGCUGGAUAUAUUUUUUUGGUAGUUCUGUGCUCACCAGGCUGGUAUAUAGCCAACUGGUUUGCCUGUGGCCACUUGAGAUUGUUACUAAUUAAAAAUUAUUUUAUUAGUUGUUUGUCUCCUUAUUAUCUUGUGGACCACAAUGGAAACCAUCGGUCAGUAAUUGUGGUAUAUACCCUUGUGAAAUAUAGUGUAUUUUUGUAGGAAAAUCUGUCCAGAAAAAGUUCAUAAUUCUCUAAAACAUCAAUAAAAUUUAUUUCUCUCACAUUUAAUUAACUAGGGAACAUGACAAGGGUCCAGAUCUGUUCUUCCACACUCUUUAUCAGCUAGCUGAUCAGAAUUUGGAAUUCAAAGUUUCUGUCAUAGGAGAGACAUUCUCAGAAGUCCCAGGUAUGCGGACAGCUGAAGUCAAAGUUCUUAUAAAUAAUACCAUAAAUCCUAUAUUAAACCAAACAAACAUCAGACAUCAUAAACAAUACAUCAGACAUCAGAUAUCAUACAUCAGACAUGAGACUGAAGACUUCAGACAUCAUACGUCAGACAUCAUACACCAGACAACAGACAUACAUCACGUACAUCAGACGUCUGACAUCAGACAUCUUACAUCAGACAUCUGACAUAGGACAUCAGACAACAGACGUCUGACAUCAGACAUCUUACAUCAGACAUCUGGGCUCGGACAAACACCAGACAUCAUACAUCAGAGAACAGAAUCAGACAUCAGACAUAAUACACCAGACAUCAGAUGUCUGACAUCAGACAUCAGACGUUUGACAUCAGACAACAAACCUCAGACACUAGACAUUAGACAACACAUCAGACAACAAAAUCAGACAUCAGACAUACAUAAUACAUCUGACAUCAGACGUCAGACCACAGACGUCUGACCUCAGACAUCAGAUGUCUGACAUUAGACACCUUACAUCAGACAUCAGAAAUUUCUACAAGUUGUGGUUUAGUUUUAACCUCACCACAACAUUUUUUCACUAACUGAAUAUACUUUUCCCUCUGUUUAGAAAUUUUUGAAGAAGCCUUUUCAUGUAUCAGAGAACAUAUUGUUCACUGGGGCUACCAGCAAUCUCGCCAGGAAUAUGUUAAUGUUCUAAAGAAUGCUGAUGUGGCUGUCUCUACUGCAGAACACGAGUUCUUUGGUGUUUCCAUGUAAGGUGACUUGAUUGGAUAUCACAGAAUAUGUGCAUGUACAAAAUGUCACUUACGAUUGUACUUGAUGUGUUUCCAAUUCCAAUAUUUGCAUUUUUGCAGGCUGGAGUCGGUGCAAUAUGGCUGUUACCCACUAUGUCCAAAUAAACUUGUGUACCCUGAGAUAUUUCCUGGUAAGUUGACAAAUAAAUGUAUUUAUGUUUGCAGAUACUAAGUGACUAUACUGUUGUCAUUUCUCCACCAAAAGACGCCUCGGCUGCUCACAGAUUAUUAUUAUUAUCAUUAAUUAUUACUAUUAUUUUCAUUGUAGUCAGUCGGUCUAAAUCUAUAUGUGUGGAAGCUUAUCUAAUAAGUGUUAAAAAAGAAAACUCCCAUAAUCAGGUUCAGUAUGCUACCCGCAGCCUCUAACGACAGUUUCUCACUUGUGACGUUAUAAGUGAAAUGGAAUCAUCAAGGAACCUUCUUGCACGUGUGUGAAUUAAAAAAUUGGAAAUGCAAUGGGAAUAGGAAUCUUCUGCUACUGAUUCCGGGACUUAUGAUCUAGUCAGAACUGUUGAACUUGUACAGAAAGACUAGUCUAUUCCAAUACUCAGCGGGGGAGGGGGGGGAGGGGUACUCCAGAUUUUAAGUGACAGGGAUGAUCGAAUGGGGGCAAAACUCAAAACCCAAAAAAAUCCUGGACCAAAAUUUAACACCCAAAAAAUCCCAUGCCGAAUUUCCGAGCAUUAAAAAAUUCCAGAAAGCAUUAAAUGAUGUAACUAUCACGGAUCUUCAGAUCGUUUUGAUUAUCCAAAAAAAUACGUGUCAAAAUUUUCCUACCCAAAAAAAUCCUGAAAUCGAAAAAUAUCCUUCAAUCAUCUCUGUCACUUGAAAUCCGGAGUACCCCCCCUGGGUUCCAGUAGUGAGUGCAAACUUCCCGACAAUGUGAAAACAUACUCUCACUAUUACAUCUAAACAAAUGAUAAGAAUGAAAAACUUUAAUACUAUAGUGUGUCCCAAAAAGAGUUCUCUGUUAUUGAACUACAGUCCCUUAACAAGGUUUGGGGUACAAAGUUAUUCAGUGUUACUAUAAAGUCUCAUCCUUUGAAUUUUUGAGGAUACUUAUGUAAAGGAUGCAAUUUGCUUUACUUUUAGAUGAAUACCUGUACUCAACACCACAGCAACUGGCCAAAAAACUAAGAUAUUUUUGCAAGAAUCCACGACACGUGAGAACACACAAAGUCAUGGUAAGAAUACGUGAACAAGUUAAUUGCGCACUUCAGUUUAUGAAAUAUGCAGUGUUAUUGAUUACUGAACAUGAUCGUGGGACUACUUUUGCUUUUGCAACAAACACUGCGGUAAAACGGGGAGCAAAAACGUACAACUUGUUUUGCAACAUUGCUGUAAAAAGAAUUGAAAAGUAAUGUUGCGUGUUUUACCACCCACGUUCAAACCUGUCUUGCAAUAAAUCAGAUUGUUGCAAGUUGCGUGAAUAAUAGAACAAGGGGGUCACGCUAUACACGGGAAUUACGUCACUUAAUGCAAAACAAGUUGGCCUUGAGCCGGUAAAACGCGCAACAUGUGUCAGAUUUUGUUGCAAAAAGUGGAACUACUCUCUACUUUCUGCAACAACUUUUCGUAACCUGCAACAAGCUGAUUUGUUGAAAGACAGGUUUGAAUGCGCAACAUCGCUAUUCAACUUGUUUUGCAGCAAUUUUGCAAAACAAGUUGCACGUUUUUGCUGCCCGUUUUAGCGUACCUUUAAACCUCUUGUAGACCCCGCCCUAACGAGUGUCACGUACUUUUUACCCGUGCAUCGGUUAUAUUUUUCCCGCGCUUUGAACUGGGCGCAUGUUUCUUGCCAAAUCCUGAGCACUGCUUGGCGCUCGCUGCUUUUUUUUUCUUUACCGCUCUAAAGACACUGGCUGCAAAAGGCUGUCUGUUUUCCAUGUUUCCCGCGCCUUGCGCUGCUAAGCAUGCCGCUGGUCUUAAUGAGGCUUGUAUGUUUUGUCCCGCCGAUAUAAGGACACUAAUUUAGUUUUACUAGAAGUAACUGAUAAUUCAAAGGCUGAAUAGAGUCAUCGGCCUCUUGAACAAAUGUGCCGGGUCAGCUUCAAGUUUAAGUAUUGUUCUAAUUGUGCGACUUCCCGUUUUGCAGGUUGAUUGGAGACAGUUCUUGUGGGAAAAACUUAAGGAUCAAUUCAUUGAACUUUUGUCUCCAGCGGAUAAAGAAUCAAACGAUAGCGAGUCUAAUUGAUAGAUGUCGUCGCUAUUAAAACUGGAAGCGCGUCACAGACAAAAUAAUUUUGAAAUAAUUUAUCAGGAAAAUCCCCGAAAAAAUUAUGAAUUGUUACUGAGGAAGCUCGGUUGACAUGAUGUGGCAAUAAAGAUUGAACUAUUGAAGACAAAGGGUGGCCUUUUUUAAAGGACCAGAACGGGUACUGCCCCGGACCAGCCCGAGUUAACACAUUAAGCAGGAACAGAGCGUAAGAUUUUGAAGGUGUACGUACUAAAAGAGACGUUAGAGCGCAUUCGUCUCUCUAAACUAGGCACGAGGGGGCCUGCACGCAUGCUCCCCCAGAAAGUUUUUC
This is a messenger RNA of Porites evermanni, 8406 nucleotides long. The record is from the annotation of a GenBank genome assembly. NCBI's taxonomy places the organism in Eukaryota, Metazoa, Cnidaria, Anthozoa, Scleractinia, Poritidae.